This is a messenger RNA of Microthlaspi erraticum, 1011 nucleotides long. Lineage: Eukaryota; Viridiplantae; Streptophyta; Magnoliopsida; Brassicales; Brassicaceae. The record is from the annotation of a GenBank genome assembly.
AUGUUGGACACAGCCAGCAAUGGAAACUUCCUUAAUCAGGAUGUGGAUGAUGGCUGGCAGCUUGUGGAAAACAUUGCAAACUCCAAUGGAAGCUAUGGAGAAGAGUAUGAUCGCACCAACCGGAGCUCGACCCACCACUCGAUCGAGUCCGAUGAGAAAUUGAGAAAAGAUGUCAAAUCGUUGAAUGAGAAGUUGGAUAAGCUUAUCUUAGCUCAGUCCACAAUGAAGAAGGUCAAUUUUGUGUCUGCUGAAGAGAUGGAACCAGUCCAAGAAGGGGAGGAUACACAAUUUGCUGAAGUAUGUUACAUGAGCAAUGGGCAAGGAGGACCAGGUUAUCCUCAACAACAGCAAGCUCGAUCGAGUCAAGCUCACAACAUGGGUAUGGUCCUAAAAACAACUACCAAGGCCCUCAAGGGACUUUUCCUGGUCAGCAAAUGCACAUAUCCACCUGGCUUUCCCCACCAACCACCCCAGCCUGCACCUACACCUGAGCAUGAGCUCAAGGCUAUGUUGAAACAAUUGCUCCAAGGCAAGCUGAUGGUGUUGUGGACACAAGCAAGAAGUUGGCUGAAAUCAACUCCAAGAUUGAGAAUCUCAACACAAGAGUGUACUCUCUGGAGAAUCAUGCUUCUUCUGUUGCUGCUGCUACAAAGCAAGGACAACUACCUGGUAAAGCCAUUCAGAACCCCAAGGAACAGUGCAAGGUCAUCUUCACUCAAGAAGGCUCCUGGAGUCCAGAUUGAUCAACCUGAAGUGCAAGCCACUACUGUAGCCUUUCACACUUCACCAGUUGAGCUCGCACAACAAGCUCGAUCGGCAGCUCGAUCGAGUCGAACUCUAGCUCGAUCGAGUCAGACAUCAUCCGUCCUCAAGCCGAUUUUGCUUGAUCCUUACCAGCCAGUUGAUCCAUCAUCAGGCCGCCUACUCAGUCAAAGCCAUAAGGAAGUGAUUCACAAGUUCAGAAGAGACCUAGUGAGAUUGGAGUUGAGUUGCCUUCUAUGGAAAGCAUGA